Molecule: messenger RNA, 1569 nt
Organism: Rotaria sp. Silwood1
Lineage: Eukaryota; Metazoa; Rotifera; Eurotatoria; Philodinida; Philodinidae
Source: the annotation of a GenBank genome assembly
AUGCCUGGUAAAUCACACAUUUGGUGUUCUCAUCCUUAUCAUGAUGAAGUGUUAUCUAAUGGAAAAAAGCGGUUUUCAAAAGUUGGUCAAAAACCAUCACAUCCAAAAGGAAAAAGAUCAAUAAACGAACAACUCGCUAAUUAUAUCAACAGCCAUAGUGAAAGUAUUUUAAACGGAAGUUCGACAAAACUUGAAGGUGGUGAUUAUCUUUGUUCAACAUGUUAUACAAAGGAAGAAAAUCUUUUUAUGAAUGACGAAGAAACAAAUAUGGAUACUGAUGAUUGUGAAGAAACAUUCAACUACAACAACUUGCACAACGAUUCAGGUUGUCAACAAUGCUCUCCCAUGGAUGAUGAUACACAUGUUGAACAAGAAGUUAUUAAAAGAAAGUUGAACCAAGCUUUUCAAUUUGUGAAUGUCCAGAAAAUCGAUGAUUUUCGUAAUAGCAAACAAAUUUCAAAUGCUAUCGACGAAACUUAUUUCAAACUUCGAGAGUGGAGUAAUACAAUUGCGCAAGCUACUCGUCGUGAUGAAAAACCUGAAGCAUUUCAUUCACUUAAUGUUUCAAUUGAUGAUGCUGCUUGGAUUCUAAAUCAUCUACGAGAACUGUUCAGUAUCAGUGACAACGAAGAACAACAACGACUUAUGACAAUGUUGCCACCAGAUUGGGGUCGCAAUCGAAUCGCUAACUGGUUUGGUGGUUCACAACAUCAAGCUCGACAAUCCAUAGAGCUGCGAACAACUGAUGGUGUUUUCUCGAAACCUGAAGAUCGACGAGGAAAUAAAUCACUUGUUGAACAAAUUGAACUUGCAGUGCAUAACUUCUACACAAGUGACGAAGUCAGCCGAGAAACAUCAUACAAGAAGCAGGUUAUUCAUCCACCACCAUCUAGAAAGCCCGUUCCUUUACGUUUUCUUCAUUCGAACAUUGGUGAGACAUUUCAACAGUUCAAAUUGAAGUAUCCAAACAUGGAAAUAAGUCGAUCCAAGUUCUUUUCACUACGACCAGUUUGGGUGAGGGAACAAACAACUCAUGAAUCAUGUAUGUGUAUUUAUCACGAGAAUGCUGAUUUAGUGCUUCAGGGAAUAUCAAAAUCGCUUCAACGCCUCGUCACGAUAAAAAGCUUAAUUGAAGAAACUAUUUGCAAAUCUCCUUCAGAAUCUUGUCAUUAUCGUCAAUGUGCCAAUUGUCGUCAUUUAACAGCAUCUGCUAUACUAUCUGAUGGUAUAGAUAUUGAAACUGAAGAUUCAGCUUCAUGGUCAAUAUGGAAGAAACUUAAUUCACGUUACGAACUUCUUCAUUUGACUGAUAAAUACAACAUGUACAACCUAGCUCAUCAUCAUGUAGAUUUUAAUAUUGGCGCAUCAUGGACAUUUAGUGCAUCUGGACAUGGAAAAGGUCCUUGUGAUGGCGUGGGAGCAGUGAUUAAGUCAACUGCUACACAACAUAUAAUUAAAGGUGGGCCAAAUGCUUCCUUCUCGUCACCAAAACAAUUUUAUGAAUGGUGUGUCGACAAAAAUGAUCGACUAGUUAUCGCAAGACCUCGUCGAAUAGAUACAUCGAAAUGA